This is a messenger RNA of Didymodactylos carnosus, 1110 nucleotides long. The record is from the annotation of a GenBank genome assembly. NCBI's taxonomy places the organism in Eukaryota, Metazoa, Rotifera, Eurotatoria, Philodinida, Philodinidae.
AUGGCGGCCAGAACAAAACCGUCGAAUGCCAGUACAAAGACGAGUGCUCAAAAAACGAAAUCGAAUGAAAAGAAUAAUCGAAAUAACGAUUCAAAGAAUAAAUCGAAUAACGUCUAUCCCUUCGAAUUUAGUAAUUUCAAACAAAAUUUUCAUCAACUAUUUGACCUCUUAAGAAAAGAUGGUGUCGUUUUCGAAUGUGAUGCUGAAGCACCUUCACCAUCGAAAGAUUAUGGACAGUUGCAAAUUACCACCGAUAAGGUAUUAUUACGUUGGUGGAAAAUAACGUUGCGCAAUAUUGAAGGUACAAUAUAUCCUGGCGAAAUAAAAGAUUCUUACGAAGAUUUUUAUCAUGAUGAAAUUGCGCAACUAGAAAUACAGCGUAUAUUUGGUCAAAUAACAUUAGAUUAUUGUUUAAAUCUCGUCCGUGGACAUAUCGAUUGGCUCAAUAGAUUACCGGAAAAAUUACAGGUUCAUAUUUUAUCUUUUGUUAAUCUUGAAGAUGUACCACAAAUUUCACUUGUAUCAAAGUCAUUUCGUACAUUGUGUCGUAAUAAUGAUUUAUGGAAAUCAUUUUAUAUUCGUUACUAUGAUCGACAGAACAUCUCGCGUGAAUUGAUCAAUUUAGCCGAGAAACGAGGUUGGAGACAUGUCUUCUUUACAAAUCGUCUUAAAUUACAGAUGCAAUUGAGACGAGAAUCACAACGUUUACCGGUGGCUAUUCAAGAUGAUACAACACAUUUAGAACGUCAGCGAACAUCAACAAAACAUCGUAAAGAUUUAGCGAGUAGUUUGAUGAAAAUAAAUGAAUAUGACACACGUUUCACGAGUACGCGUCAUUAUGUAAAUCCUUCAAUUCGACGUCAUUCAUUCAGUAUAAAAACAAUAACAAAUAUUUCUGAAAAUGAUAGUUUUGAAGGUGAAGAAAUAUCGCCAAGAUCAAUACGAUCUUCUUAUGUUGCUGGUGGAGGUGGUGAUUAUUAUCGAAUGUCACCGCUGAGAAAUCGGACACCAUCGCCUACUCUCUCAACACGAUCGAUGGCUGGAAGUGUUGCAUCGAAAGGAUCUCAAUUGGAGCCUGUGCAUCCAUAUCAUGAGCGAAAAAAACGCUAG